GUAAGCCGUCCAAUGAGAACGCGGCGGUUUCAGUUUGAACGUGGUAGUGGUGAAGUGCCUUAGACAGGCGGGCGUGCUGCGGUCUCCUGAGGUAAUUCACAAUGGCAGAAGCUGGAGAUGAGUGGGAACUAUGCAAAGAAAACGUUCAACCUCUACGCCAGGGUAGAGUAAUGUCCACUCUACAGGAAGUGCUUUCCCAACAAGAGAGUGCCAGUCAUACUGUCAUCCAACAAGAGAAGCAGGCUUUUGAGCUAGAACUCCGCUUUUACAAUGGAGACGAUCCCCUGGAUGUUUGGGACAGGUAUAUAAAAUGGGCAGAACAAGCAUUUCCCCAGGGCGGUAAGGAGAGCAACCUGGCCCCUCUGCUAGAGAGAGCUGUUAAGAUUUUCAUUGAAGAUAAAAAUUAUUAUGACGACCUCCGAUAUCUUGGCAUCUGGCUUAAGUUUGCACAUUUCUGCUCAGAACCCCUCGAUCUGUAUAGCUACUUGCACAGCCAAGGUAUUGGUAUUUCCCAUGCUUUACUUUACAUCGCUUGGGCUGAAGAAUAUGAGGCCCAAGGCAAUUGCAAGAAAGCAGACUCUGUUUUCCAGGAGGGCACUCAACGUAAAGCAGAACCCAUGGAAAAGCUGGAAAUGCACCAUCGGCAGUUCCAGGCCAGAGUUUCCCGUCAAGCAGUACAAGGAAUCUCUGAGGGAGCAGAUACUGAGGAAACCGUCAUUACUGAGCCACAGCGAAGCUCCCUGGUGGAUCUAAAAUUCAGAGGAAAGAAUAAGGCACGUGCCCCUGUAGGCAGAGUGGGAGAGUUCACCAAACCACGCAGUCAAAGUCUUGCCCAAGUUGGUCCUCCACAGCAAAUCCCAGCCAGAUCUCGUAUUAUGGUGUUUGAUGAGAAUGCCAUGGCACCAGUUGCUUCUGGACCUACUGUGUUAAAUCCACAGCCAUGGGCAGCAAUUCCACCUCCUCGUGCUAAAGAAAAUGAGCAACAUGCAGGACGCUGGAACUCAGGCCGGGCCUCCCGUAACAGCCAGUCGACAGCCAACUCAGAAGUGCCCGUGACCACUGCACCCAGCUUCACACCUUAUGUUGAUGAAGUAGCAGAACAGCAGAUUGUGACCCCGUGCAAAAUUAACCCAACAAUCACCAGUGUCCUGAGUACUCGCAAACCUAGCAAAGAGGAGGAUCCUCUGCAGCGGGUGCAGAAAUCUUCAGAAGGAAAAGAGGAGAUGGUUAUGUACUGUAAGAGUAAAGUCUAUGCUGGAAUGGAGGAGUUCUCCUUGGAAGAGAUCCGAGCAGAAAUCUACAUGGUGAAACUACGUAAGAAAAGAGAAGAAGAAUUACAAGCCUGUGCUCAACGUAGACUGGAGAUGGAACGAAAAAUUGAGGAAAUGGAGAGAAUGCUGAAAGAAGCAGGUCUUCGGCUAGACAAGAAAGUAAACGAACAGGCUUCUCCAGAGGAGGCUGGUACAGCAUCUUGUUUACAUAGUAUUGGCCUAGACUCUAGCAACGUACAAGGAGUGGUUGAGUAUCCUGCAGCUUCAGAAACUGUGUUUGGCGCAACAGGAGGACGAUGUCUUUUUCCGGUUUCACCUAAGACUGGAGACUUGUCUGUGCAGAACACAGAGAAAAACCAACCCAGCACUUUAGAUUUGGUUCCAGGUUCAUCCUCUAAUGUGCCAUUUACCGUAUUUGAUGAAUCCUGCAAUAUACCGUCCAAUGUGACUGGAGUCUGGUCUGUGUCAAAUGUUCAGCAAAACCAAACUAUAUCUUUAGCUUUGGCUCAAACGUCGUCCACUAAUGUACAAUUUGCCAUAUUUGACGAAUCAUGUCACAUACAGCCCAAUACGACUGGAGUCUUGUCUGUGCCAACUGAACAGCAAAACCAAACUGUCUCUAUAGAUAAUGCUCCAACAUCUUCCUCAAAUCUGCCAUUUGCCAUAUUUGAUGAAUCAUGUGAUAUGCAGCCUGGCACGACUGGAAUCUGGUCUGAGCAGGAGGUACAACAAAAUCAGCACACCUCUAUAGAUCUGUCUCAUACUUCUUCCUCUAAUGUGCCAUUUACGAUAUUCGAUGAAUCAUGUGAUCUACAUCGAAACGUGUCAGCUAAGAACAUGAUGCCACCCCCAGUACGUCGUCCUCUUUCUGUAAACCGGCCAAAAUCAUUCCAUGAACAUUCUCUGCUCAAAGAUGCAUUGUACGGCAUUGAGCCCUUAAAUGAGGAUGCCAUUGUGUGUGGUUCACACGAGAAUAAAUCUCUAAUCCCGGACCUGGAAGAUACCUGUGAGUUUGUAAGAGCUGCUCAGCUGGCGUCGACUCCUUUCCACAAGCCGAGAGAUGAGUUGGAGCAGUCUGCACAGGGCAGCACAUCAGACAUGGAAAGACUCCCUCUCAGAGAGAAAACGCCUGUAUGCGAAGAGUCUUAUUUAAAGCAACACUGCAUAAAAAAACUUAGUCCUAUCUUAGAAGCAAGCCGAGAAGAUGCACGCACCUCAUUGUCCUCUGUCUCUUCUAUGUCUUCAAACUCACACUCUACCAGCACGUUGCAUUCCAAAAUGCAGCCAGUCCUGGAGAACUUUAACUCUGCUCUGAUAACCGGGGUGUGUGAGCUCACACCAGAAGAUACUGUUCACCCUGUGGAGAUUGCAGACCUGCACAUGCAGCUGUUGGAGCCAAUGUAUGAAUUGUUGGCUUCCGCAGAGAUCCAGCACGGGGUUGAAAGUCUCCCAGUCAUGAAGGAUCAGGCAGAUGUGACUUUGGGUGAUGAAACUUUGAGUCUGAAGCGUGAAAUACCACUGGGAGAGAAGACUAAGCUGUAUAUAGGAUACCCAGCAGGUUUCGAUAGUUGUGGUAUAAAGGUCGCAUUAAAGGUGGAGUACCAGCCAGUACCCUGGGAUUUCUACAUCCUAUUGCAGCUGAAGGAGCGACUUGGAGAAUGUUUUGAGACCAAUUUUCUCGAGCAGAGCAACUGCUACUUAUUUAAGGAUGGAUGUAUUAUGCUCUACAGAAAUAUAAACUGCUUCAGCGUUGAGAGUAUUCUACAGGAUCCAGAGGAAGACACCGAUGAAAUGAUUUUAUUAAUUGCUUACAACUUACUGGAUCUGGUAGAGAAACUUCACAACGUGGAGAUUGUGCACGGGGAUCUGAGACCAGAGACUCUGCUGUUGGAUGAUCGCGUCUUCAGCUUGUCGUCUGACACAGAGAUGACUGGUUUGUUGAAGUUAAUAGACUUUUCCAGUAGUAUGGACCUUCGAUUGUGUCCCACAAUGAAUUUACAUGGCUUUCCAGUAGCUCAGACCAAGCACGGACAGCAAUAUCUUGCUCAUCGGACUUCUCCUUAUCAGGUGGACAUUUUUGGUAUUGCAGAUUUGGUGCACUUUAUGAUUUUCAGGAAACCAUUGCAGUUGCAUGAGGAAAAUUCAACCUGGAAAAUCAUGGAAUCCAUUCCCUGCAGAUGUUCAUACAGAAAAUACUGGGACACAUUCUUUGCAAUGAUUCUAAACCGAGACGAACCCACAGCAAGCUUGCUAAGGGAUCUGAAAGUGGAAAUAACUCAAUUAUUUGAUGGAUGUUUUGAAAAGAAGAUUUCCAAUUAUUUGUCCAAGUUGAUAAUGUGUCUCGAUUCCGAUGAGUAAGUGUAGGAGUAGCACAUGACACGCCCAAGGAGGUGUCAUUGUCCAUGUCAUACUAUCUUUUGUCUUGGAUUUACUACAAUAAGUACGGUUUCUUACUUUUUAACCAUGCUGUUGCCUCUCUGCUGGAGUCCCUGUGGAGCUGUAACUUGAUGUAUUUGAAAAUGUGUCUUGACCACUCGAAAAUCUGCUUUGCUGCCGUGGCACUAGUGAAAUAAUAGUUUUUUCUCUGAGCAUUUUGUCUUUGCUCUUGAUCUUUACCGGACAUUUUUGA
This is a messenger RNA of Pelobates fuscus (common spadefoot toad), 3900 nucleotides long. It is a transcript of the gene BUB1B, whose product is annotated as BUB1 mitotic checkpoint serine/threonine kinase B. Gene Ontology annotation, cellular component: nucleus. Gene Ontology annotation, molecular function: protein kinase activity; ATP binding. NCBI's taxonomy places the organism in Eukaryota, Metazoa, Chordata, Amphibia, Anura, Pelobatidae. The transcript is spliced from 29 exons. Gene Ontology annotation, biological process: mitotic spindle assembly checkpoint signaling; meiotic sister chromatid cohesion, centromeric; protein phosphorylation. The coding region runs from base 102 to 3629 and encodes 1175 amino acids. The record is from RefSeq and is a predicted model, not a curated record.